Molecule: messenger RNA, 1875 nt
Organism: Cyclospora cayetanensis
Lineage: Eukaryota; Apicomplexa; Conoidasida; Eucoccidiorida; Eimeriidae
Product: protein GDAP2 homolog
Exons: 8
Coding region: 1-1875 (624 amino acids)
Source: RefSeq, a predicted model, not a curated record
AUGUCGCUUAGCGAUAUGAUUCAAGAUGCGGCCGCCUGGGUGACAGAGGAAAUUCGGAAGUCCUUGGAGGAUCUGAACGAUGAGACGUCAUCCGAUAUUCUGGAGGGGCGCGUGCAAAAUGCAGCGGCCAUUGCCCAGCAGAGGUUCUCCAGGGUGGCCAAGCCAAUUACAAAGAUCCUUUCCCCAGAUGAUCUGACCAGUUGGGAGGACUCAAAGUCGACGUGUGAUAACUUGGGAGAUGACUUAGUGGCCGUGACUCCCGAAGGAUCGACAACCACUCAUACACCUACAAACCAGAACCCCUUUUCAAAUAUAAAAGUUCCAGCGAAACCAGCACAAUCGUCUUUACCUUUUCGCGUGGAUGCGCAGCUGAAUAGACGUCUGUUUUUGUACGAUGGCGACAUCUGCAGUCUCGGGACAGACUGUCUCAUGUGCUUCACUACAGAUGGCUUCAGCAGCUCGGACGGACUCGCAGCCAGGCUGCUCGCCAUUGGAGGCGAGGAUUUGUACGCGGAGUUGUCCUAUCAGGACCUUUGCAAGGCCGGAGAGGCUCGCCUCUGCCGUUCAUUCAACUUGCCGUCGACGCACAUUGCAUAUACAGUGACCCCCCGUUUUACGAAUCGCUAUGUAACUGCGACGCACAACGCGUUGAAUAGCAGCAUUCGGGAGGUCUUUAUUGCGUUGAAGGAGUCACGUCUUCGCAGUGUUGCGAUUCCGUGUCUCCCCCCUAGGCUGGCGUCUAUCCAGCGCAGCGAAAGCAAGAGGCUAAACAGCGGCGCUGCAGAGGCAGACCCAACCGCUGCUGCUGCCCUCGGGGGUGAGUAUGCAGUCAUGCACACGAUGCUUCGAAGCAUCAGAAGAUGGAUGGAAAAGAUGCGCGAUGACAUUGACGCUGUUGUGCUGGUGCUUGGAACUCCCGGCGACGCUGCAGUGUAUCGACAGCACCUCCCCGCCUACUUUCCGCGAGACGUUGCAGAUGAGCUGGACGCGGCUUUUCUCAUGCCUCGUGAAGUCGGGGGCGACGACGGGGAGAUUGUGGUAGCGGACCGUCGUAUUCCCCUCAUCAGAAAGGGAGGCUCUCGCGGAAGCGGGGAGGCCGCCAAGGAAAGCUCUGAGGGGCAAGAAGCGGUGGCAUCAUCUCACCCGGCGUUUGGAGGGAUGCUGGCUCCGCGGGAGAGCUCCGAUGAAGACGGAGGGAGCGACAGCGAUAGAGAAAUCCUGGACUCGACGGACGUUAGCUUUCGGAUUGCAAAGUCGGGCACGGAGACAGAAAAGCGGCUACAUGCACUGAACAUCAAGGGCCACGGGACGAAUGUUUCAUUGGACAACUGCGAGACGCUCUAUCAGACAUAUCUACGCCAAGCAACGCUGCUGUCAGACAGCUCGGCGGGAACGCAGCUGCAGCAGCUGCGUUUCAUCUAUCCUUCGGGUUCCGAUAAUGCAGGACGGCCAAUUGUUGUCUUCCUUGCAGCUGCUUUUCCGGCGGCAAAAGUUGACUCUUACUUUUUGCUGCUGCACAUCAUUAAGACUCUCGAUCCGUUUAUUCGAGACAAGUAUACAUUGCUUUACGUUAACUCGGCGGUCCACCACUCGAAUGCACCGAGCAUGUCUUUGUGGUCGGAAUUCUUCGCGAUAAUGGAAAAGUUCGAAGACAACUUGGAUCAGCUGCUGGUUCUGCAUCCCGGCGUUCUCUUCAAGGCCGCCUUUACCUGCUGCUGGCCUUACCUCGCUUCCCAUGUUUGGAGUGGCACUGUCUACCUGAAAACUAUAAAGGACCUCUCUAUCCACGCGAGCAGCCACACGCCGGAGCUACCAAAUUAUGUGCGGGAGUAUGAGGAAAAACCCAAAACAAAAAUCCUGGGCAUGACUCUUUGA